This is a messenger RNA of Aspergillus saccharolyticus JOP 1030-1, 855 nucleotides long. RefSeq names its product putative NUDIX family hydrolase. Gene Ontology annotation, molecular function: ADP-ribose pyrophosphatase activity; ADP-glucose pyrophosphatase activity. The transcript is spliced from 2 exons. Gene Ontology annotation, biological process: nucleoside phosphate metabolic process; ribose phosphate metabolic process. The record is from RefSeq and is a predicted model, not a curated record. The coding region runs from base 1 to 855 and encodes 284 amino acids. Lineage: Eukaryota; Fungi; Ascomycota; Eurotiomycetes; Eurotiales; Aspergillaceae.
AUGUCCCUGUCCAGCUUCACAAUCCCCCGCGACCUCGACCGCGACACCUCCGAGCCCCUCCCCGUCUCGUCCACCGCAGACCUGAGCCGAGAUGCUCUGCUGCGGUUCCCCGCUUUUCGCAUCUGGCUCAGCACCCUGCAGCGUUCGCUGAGCCGUCAACAACAGCCAUCCCACGAGUUCUCUGAGGAUCCCUACGUCUUGCGCCGAAUCAACAUCCAAGCUGUAGACUAUUUCGGAGGUGGUCGUUUGGGCUUUGUGAAGCUGAAAGCAGAAGUCUCCAAUGGAAACGGCGAGACACUUCCGGGGAGCGUCUUCUUACGCGGAGGCAGUGUUGGGAUGCUGCUUAUCCUCCAACCUGAUGAUGUCCCUCCGUCCGAUGAAGAAGAAAAGCGCGUUGUCUUGACCAUCCAACCUCGAAUCCCGGCCGGAUCCCUGGCUUUCACGGAAAUUCCCGCCGGUAUGCUGGACGAUAGCGGGUCUUUUGCGGGAGGUGCAGCGAAAGAGAUUCAGGAGGAAACCGGUCUGACAAUACCCCAAGAGGAAUUGAUCGAUUUGACUGCCUUGGCGCUGGAGUCGAGCGUCGUCGCAGAUGACGAGGAGUCGUUGCAGAGGGCCAUGUACCCCUCGGCGGGCGGCAGUGACGAGUUCAUACCUUUAUUUCUGUGCCAGAAGCGAAUGGCGCGCAAAGAGAUUGAUGAUCUGCAGGGUAGGCUGACUGGGCUACGGCAGCACGGGGAAAAGAUCACGCUGAAGGUGGUGCCAUUGAAGGAUCUAUGGAAGGAGGGUUUGCGAGAUGGGAAGACCCUUGCCGCGUGGGCGAUUUACAAGGGGCUCAAAGAGGAGGGCAAACUCUAG